AAGAAAAGUUUUAGAAGUGAAGCAAAUGGGAUUCCUUCGUAAUAUUUGUGAUUUUACAUUUAUUGCGCUUUUGGUGGUUAACUCCACGGAAGCAGUUGAAUAUUCUGAAAAAGAUGAGGGAUAUGCACAGGGAUUUAUUCCAAACUGUCCUGGUGAUUCGAAGCCGGCCGAAAUCAAACCGGAACAUUUAAACAAACUAAAGAUCUCAGUAUUGGGCAGCGGCUCUCUUCUGCAAGCCAAUUGGACCUCUUACAAAUACCGCAACGUGAAAGCUUUAGCCAAGGAUCCAAACGUUGACUUCAGUAAGAAGACGAUUGUGUAUUGCCCUGGUUAUUUGGAUUCGACUGCGAUACCCUUAGCAAGAAGCAUGCUGGUGCUGUAUAAGAAGCUGGGGUAUAAUGUGUUGAUUUUAGAAUUCAUACAAUUCACUACGGAUAUAUUACCGGUAGUCGUCCGUUUAAUGCGUCCUGUCGGAAAGCACGUCGCCGAAAUGCUAGCCAACCUGACGACGGUCGGUCUCGACCCGAAAAAGCUUGAACUGAUUGGCCUCAGCCUUGGAGGCUUGUCCAUGGCGUUCGUAGCCAAGAACUUCCAGCAAAUUACCGGUAGAAACAUCUCAAAGCUCACCGCUCUCGACCCUACUGGACCCUGCGUCAGACAUCAUGGACCUAAAGAUAGGCUAGACCCAUCCGACGCCGACUUUGUUCUACACAUCGCAACGAACACCGAAGGAUAUGGAAUAGGCACUCCGGUCGGACAUAUAUCAGUCUACGUAAACGGAGGAGAGUACCAGUCUGGUAUAUUUCCAACGUUUCUGUGCGAUGAUUUAUGCAGUCACGUCCAUGUGUUGUUUAUAUGGGUCUCGGCAUUGGAAAAUCCUGGCAAGUUCAUCAUGAUGCAAUGUGAUUCUCAACAGCAAGCGAGAGACCACAACUGUUUUGAGAGGAAGCCAAUGGUAACGAACACUCUGGAUCUAUAUACGAAUGGAAGUAAGCCAGGUAUUUAUUACUUGGCAACGAAUCCUAAAUACCCGUAUUAUUUGGGUAAAAAAGGCUUGAAACGGAGUGGCGCGUACCUUUUGACCCAUAUUAAAAACCUUAAUGCUGUUGAGGUGCUACGGGUUUAAUAAAACGAAAAUAAUGAAAGAGAUCAAAUAAAAGCAGUUUAAUUUUUUUGUCUCAUAAAGAA
Messenger RNA from Cydia fagiglandana, 1188 nucleotides. RefSeq names its product phospholipase A1 member A-like. NCBI's taxonomy places the organism in Eukaryota, Metazoa, Arthropoda, Insecta, Lepidoptera, Tortricidae. Gene Ontology annotation, biological process: lipid catabolic process. The coding region runs from base 26 to 1126 and encodes 366 amino acids. The transcript has 3 exons. The record is from RefSeq and is a predicted model, not a curated record. Gene Ontology annotation, molecular function: lipase activity.